Molecule: messenger RNA, 624 nt
Organism: Tremella mesenterica DSM 1558
Lineage: Eukaryota; Fungi; Basidiomycota; Tremellomycetes; Tremellales; Tremellaceae
Exons: 3
Coding region: 1-624 (207 amino acids)
Source: RefSeq, a predicted model, not a curated record
AUGACCUCUGAAACUUUGAACCAAUGCAGAACAGUGGAAAAGGGAUUGAUAGAGUUUUCCACCUGGGCAGGUCCACAAAAGGAGGAUUUCACCCGUUCACCUGAUUUUAAACUAGACUCGGUAGCCAUGGCAAGUGAUUACCUUUUUUACUGGAAUAAUAGAGGCGAACAAUCAGCCUUAUCACUACCCCACAACACCCCAGAGACCACCAAUCAGUCAAUAAUCAUGUUUGCCCAAGGCAAUGUUGCAACUAGAGAACGAGUCAAUGCCUUGGUUGAAUGGAUGAAUGAUUUUGUAUCUACUGCCCUUGAGGUAUCAAUCAUAGAAGUGAUAUCUCUGUUGCAACUUGACCAUAUAAGAGCCCCUGCAAUGGGACUGACUGCUUUGAUGGAAUGCAGCAAGCAACUGGCCAGAAGACAGUACUAUACCAUACGUGAAGAUUCUAUUGCGGAGCUUCAGAGCCUUGUUGUGCCCCUAUCCCAUUACAUUGGUUUGACAACUCAAGACUCCCCGACCUACAAUCCAGAAGGAGCCACACUCCAUCCCAAGAGGGUGAAGAGAGUCUUGGAGGCUGUGGUUGAGGAGUUUCGAAACGCACAAGACCGACGCAAAUGGCAGUACUGA